AUGAAUACGAUCGUCGCCAACAAGGCGGAAGAAAAGCUCGGUGACCGACCUACCGCUACCACGAACGAGUAUGAUGCUCGUCCCGGUGAAACCAUGCUUGCACUCCGCUGGUACGGUGAUAGGGAUGUCCGCGUUGAAGAAGUGCCCGCACCUACCAUAACCGAGUCUACCGAUGCCGUCGUGAAGGUGACCGGCACGACAGUCUGCGGUAGUGAUCUGCACCUGUACCACAAGGAGAUUAUGCAGUUGCAGAAAGGCGAAAUCUUGGGACAUGAGUUCAUGGGCAUAGUCGAUGAGGUCGGGUCUGAAGUCACAUCGAUCAAGAAAGGCGACAGAGUCGUUGCCAGUUUCCAAAUUGCUUGUGGCAAAUGUCAAUUCUGUAAAGAAGGCCUCAGCAGUAUGUGCGACCGCACCAAUUCGUCUGCUUUGCAGGAAAAGCUCUAUGGUAAACCCUUUGCGGGACUAUUCGGCUACUCCCAUUUUGCAGGGGGCUUUGCUGGUGGCCAAGCCGAGUAUGUUCGGGUACCGUUCGCCAGCUUCAAUCUUCUCAAAAUCCCCGACCAUGUUCCUAACGAGAAAGCAUUGUAUCUGAGCGACAUCGUUCCAACCUCCUACCACGCCACCGUCUGCGCCGAGGUCAAAAAAGGCAAGAGUGUCGCCGUCUGGGGUCUUGGUCCUGUCGGCAUGCUAUCGUGCAAAUGGAGCAAGCUCGAGGGAGCGAGACGGGUGAUCGCCAUUGACCAGGUACCAGAGCGCCUCGCUCUCGCGCGGGACAUGGGCUGCGAUACCAUCGACUUCUCGAAAGAAAAGGACGUUGUCAGUGCCAUCUAUGCGCUUGAGCCGCAAGGCGUUGACUGCUGCAUUGAUGCUGCUGCAUUUAGGUACACGAAAACCACCCUGCAUAGUGCUGAGCGCAUGGUGGGCCUGGAGACAGACAGCAGCGAGAUCGCCAACGAGACUUUACGUGCAGUGCGCAAAUUCGGAACGGUCUCGAUUGUGGCCGACUACGCGGCAAUGACGAACCAGUUCCUCAUAGGAGCUCUGAUGGAAAAAGGAGUCACGUACCGUGGCUGCGGCCAAGCUCCCGUGCAGAAGUAUUGGCACCAGCUGCUGAAGAAGAUCGAGAAUGGCGAAUUCGAUCCCACUAUUGUCUUAACCCAUAGGUUUUCGAUUGAGCAGUUCAGCGAUCUGUACAAAGCAUUCGAUGAGAAGAGGCAUGGAAUAAUGAAGACGUAUGUGCAGACAAGGUUCUCCCCACCACCGACGCCAGGCACUCCUCCAUUGAGCACACUCAGACCGGGGGAUUUGAAACCAGUACCAACAGCCUGA
This is a messenger RNA of Exophiala xenobiotica, 1329 nucleotides long. RefSeq lists its product as uncharacterized. The record is from RefSeq and is a predicted model, not a curated record. Bases 1 to 1329 code for a protein of 442 amino acids. Lineage: Eukaryota; Fungi; Ascomycota; Eurotiomycetes; Chaetothyriales; Herpotrichiellaceae. Gene Ontology annotation, molecular function: oxidoreductase activity; zinc ion binding. The transcript has 2 exons.